This is a messenger RNA of Melanaphis sacchari, 977 nucleotides long. Its product is annotated as UPF0047 protein YjbQ. The record is from RefSeq and is a predicted model, not a curated record. Bases 264 to 788 code for a protein of 174 amino acids. The transcript has 6 exons. NCBI's taxonomy places the organism in Eukaryota, Metazoa, Arthropoda, Insecta, Hemiptera, Aphididae.
UUCGAAACUUUUUACUUUUUAGAUUAGUACUAGACACUAUUUAGUUACAUAAGAAAUUACAAAUUAUUCGUGGUUUUUGUAUUCCUAGCACAUUUAUUUAUUUAAUUUACAUCCAUUGGACUUUGAACUUUGUUUAACGCACACUACGAAAUGUAUAUUAUGCGAUGACCACUGUAAAUGAUAAUUUUGUUCUUUUAAACAGCUAAUUUGUUAUUCACUUAUUAUAUAAAUAUUAUUACUGUCGUGAACGUAAAUAUUUUGGAAUGGCAUCGUCGAGUCGAGGAAUUCAAAUUGGUUCUGCGUGGUUUCAACGUAAAAUUAAUCUAAGACCACAACACAGGGGCGUACAUUUAGUAACUGAAGAAAUUCUAAAACAAAUACCAGAAAUAUCUCAAUUUUCUGUUGGUUUAUGUCACAUACAAAUUUUACAUACAUCAGCUAGCCUUGCCAUUAAUGAAAGUUGGGAUCCAAAUGUUCGAGAUGAUAUGGAGAUGAUGCUGAAUAAAAUUGUUCCCGAAGGUUUACCUUAUCGACAUUCGUGUGAAGGACCAGAUGACAUGCCAGCCCAUGUAAAAGCAUGUUUUCUUGGUUCAUCAAUAACAGUGCCCAUUACUGAAGGGAAAUUGAAUCUUGGUACAUGGCAAGGUAUUUGGCUGUGUGAGCAUCGAAAUCAAGCUGGUAGUCGAAAGCUAGUGAUCACAUUAAAUGGAUCACCAAAUUCAUCUGCAAGUGAUUGUAACCGAUCACCAAUGUCUCCGUCCUCGCCUAUGGCUUCAUUAAGCAGUUAGGCAUAUUAAAUAUACUCAUAAAGGGAUGUUAUUUAUAGACACUACAGCCAACAUUAAAUUAGAUACAACUGUUUGCCGCUGCCUCUAGUCAAAUGUAAUAUAAGCACUUUUAUGACAAAUAUUAUUUUAUCCCAUUAUGAUUAGUUUAUUUAAAAUUUUAAUCAAGUGCAUUAUAAAAAGUAACAACAU